AUGUCAAGGCAGGAGCUUAUCGCAAAAAUUCGUUAUGAAAACGAGCUACCAGCUCCGCUUUUACCACCGAAGUUAAUCAAAUACCAAGCUUCGCCUGAUGAAGACGUAAGUUCCAGCAAACUUUUGACUUCAUUGUACACUAAGACCAAUGUUACACCAUUAAUUGAUUUAGACCAUGAUUUGGGGAUGCCUCUCGAUCUUUUGACGAUUCCCGGUGUAUUAAACCAACAAAACGUAGGUGGAUUGUUUGGGUACGAUAAUAUUAAGUUGAAGCAAGAAGAUAGAGUCUUAUUGAGAGAUCCAGGAAUGGAUAAAGUGGUACAGAGUGACUUAUCGAAGGUUACCUUCUUGAGAAGAACUGAAUAUGUCAUUAGCACCAACAUGUCGAAGGCUGACAAGGUGAAAAGAACUCGUUCUGCAUUGCAAAAUGAAGAAACAUUGACUCCAGAACAAGUCUUGGAAAAAGUGGAAUCUACAUUCAAUCACAGAACUGACGACCUUGAAAAAUUGCGUCAUCCAAUUAAAAAGAAGGUGAAAGCUGUUAACUCUUGGAACCUUUUACCAGAUACUGUUUCGAUGGAUCAAGGUUACUUUACUGUCAAAUUUGUUGGUUCCGCUGCUCUUGAUGGUAAAGAAAAGGAAAAAUACGACAUGAGCACUGCGUUACUCAGACCCGUUGAACUUGAAGAAGACGAAUGGAUCAGUGCUUACUCUACAGAAAAAGAAAGUUCUACCAAGCUAAGUGAAAACUUGGAACAGCAAAUAGAUGAGAUUUCUCACGACGACUCCAUUUACAAAUUUAAAAGGUUCAGAGAUUUCGACAUGAAACAAAUUGAACCAGAAACUCAAUCAAGCGAUUUAGCUCUAAGGUAUGAUAACGACAAGCGUACCGUUUACUAUAAACCUCUGCGCUCUAGAUUAGAGUUGAGAAGAAGAAGAGUCAACGAUGUGAUAAGGCCUUUAGUCAGAGAACACAACUGGGAUCAAAUUAACGUCAGAUUAAGAGCCCCAACUACCAAAGAAACUAAAGUAAGGGACGCUAUCAGGAUGAGAUACGAUCCAAUUGAUUUCCCAGCGCUUGAUGACGAUGAGGAGGAAGAAGAGGCUGAAGAUAAUGAGGAUAGAGACUCUCAAAAUGGAGAGGAUUCUCAAAACCAGGGACUCGCUUCUACUGAAAAUGUAAAACCGACUGCAUCUGACGAGGUUAAAGAAGAGUCUGUUCAAUCAGCCACUAAUGAAUUAGCCUCUCAAAAGGAUGAAGAUAUUAAACCGGAAUCACCUGUAUAG
Kluyveromyces lactis is the source of this 1287-nucleotide messenger RNA. It is a transcript of the gene PAF1, whose product is annotated as Paf1p. The record is from RefSeq and is a predicted model, not a curated record. Lineage: Eukaryota; Fungi; Ascomycota; Saccharomycetes; Saccharomycetales; Saccharomycetaceae. Bases 1 to 1287 code for a protein of 428 amino acids. Gene Ontology annotation, cellular component: Cdc73/Paf1 complex. Gene Ontology annotation, biological process: transcription elongation by RNA polymerase II. The transcript has a single exon. Gene Ontology annotation, molecular function: RNA polymerase II complex binding; chromatin binding.